Molecule: messenger RNA, 3533 nt
Organism: Urocitellus parryii (Arctic ground squirrel)
Lineage: Eukaryota; Metazoa; Chordata; Mammalia; Rodentia; Sciuridae
Source: RefSeq, a predicted model, not a curated record
UGAGACUGGCUUUGAACUUGCCAUCCUCCUGCCUCAGCCUCCCAGGCCGCUGAGAUUAUAGRCGUGCGCCAACGCGCCCGACUCAUUUUUAAUUUUCGUAUAUUGUGCAAGAUAAGAAUGGAGGCUUACUUAUUUGCCAUGGGUUUACAACUGCUCCAAAACCGUUUGUUGAAGACUAUUCUUUAUCCACGUAAAUGCAGGUUGGACUGGCCACAGAUGCGAGGCUCUGGACUGGGCCAAUACCACAACCCACCGACAGAGGGCGUCCUUGGCCCGGCGUCGCCUCACUUUGGGGUUUGCCUUCCUCUUCGUSCACCCUACCAGACUCAGCUCAGUUCAUCUCCCCAGCGCUUCUUCGUCGCCUCUCUGCCCCGUGGUGGUCGCCAGGGAGGGACCCCUGCGGCGCCCCGGGAAGACACUGCCGCGACAUUCUGCGUCCUGGCAGGGACUUGUAGCCUCCUUGCUGUCGAUCCCCGAGGAAUCCGCCAAGGUUGUCACGACAACUGCCAGACGAUUUCCGGCCGGUCGUAAAAACCAAGGAGGCUGCGCGUGCGCGGGGGUCCAGGAUCGUCUACCUCGAAACCUCCACCCCUCCKUGCUGCAGACGCUUUUCGAUGGCCUCGGGCGCGGGCCCUGUGUGUAUGUCAGAGAGGAAGUAUGCUGUAGGCAGGACCCAGAAGGGGCACCCCSCGUCAUGAGAGUACGCUCUGUACAGAAGUGAGGAAAUCGAGGCGUGUGGGAAGCGCCUAGAACUCUGUGGAACACAGAGUAGGCAUUCAGAACACAUCAGCGGAUGCCAAGUGUUCGUAAAGCGUGUAAAAGGACUCAACUCGCCAAGCCCGCGGCCCUAGGCGUCUCCCGUGGCGUCCCCUGCAGACUGCCCUCUUAGUGCGCAUGCGUGCGUCACGACCUGUUUGGCCCAGUCCGCACGCCGUCUAGUGACGGUGUGUUGCCAUAGAGACCCGCGAGUGCUGAGGGGAGGGCGACGGCAACCGCGGCUCCCGUGAACCAGAGCGCCAUGUCUUUCCGCGACCUCCGCAAUUUUCAAAAAAGAGUCACAAAGUGACUUCUUUUCCCUGUGCUCAAACCUUGUCUUCCACUAUCUGGUAGAAGCCGACCUGAYUCUCAAUAUCCAGGUAGAUUUCACAGAGAUGAUGAGAGCCCUGGGAUACCCACGACACAUUUCUAUGGAAAAUUUCCGCACACCCAACUUUGGGCUUGUGUCUGAAGUGCUGCUCUGGCUUGUGAAAAGGUAUGAGCCCCAGACUGACAUCCCUUCUGAUGUUGAGACUGAACAAGACCGAGUUUUCUUCAUUAAGGCCAUUGCCCAGUUCAUGGCCACGAAGGCACAUAUAAAACUCAAUACUAAGAAGCUUUACCAGGCUGAUGGAUAUGCAGUGAAAGAACUGCUGAAGGUCACAUCUGUCCUUUAUAAUGCUAUGAAGACCAAAGGGAUGGAGAGUUCAAAAAUAGGAGAGGAAGAUGUCAGCAAAUUCAAGUUUGAUCUCGGCUCCAAGAUUGCAGAUUUGAAAGCAGCUAGGCAGCUUGCUUCUGAAAUCACCUCCAAAGGAGCAUCACUAUAUGACUUGCUGGGCAAGGAGGUUGAAUUGAGGGAACUGAGAACAGAAGCCAUUGCCAGACCUCUGGAAAUAAAUGAAACUGAAAAAGUAAUGAGAAUUGCAAUAAAAGAGAUUUUGGCGCAGGUUCAGAAGACUAAAGACCUACUCAAUAAUGUGGCCUCCGAUGAGGCUAAUUUGGAAGCCAAAAUUGAAAAGAGAAAAUUAGAACUGGAAAGAAAUCGGAAGCGACUGCAGACUCUACAGAGCGUCAGACCAGCCUUUAUGGAUGAGUAUGAGAAGAUUGAGGAAGAAUUGCARAAGCACUAUGAUGUUUACCUAGAAAAAUUUCGAAAUUUGGCUUACCUGGAACAGCAGCUUGAGGAUCAUCACAGGAUGGAGCAGGAGAGGUUUGAAGAAGCUGAAAAUACUCUCCGCCUGAUGCAGAACAAGCUAAAGGAGGAGGAAAAGCGGCUGCUCAAGAGUGGAAGUAAUGAUGACUCAGACAUAGACAUCCAGGAGGACGAUGAAUCCGACAGUGAGUUGGAGGAGCGGCGGCUGUCCAAGCCACGGACGGCCAUGGAGGUGCUCAUGCAAGGAAGACCAGGCAAACGCGUCGUGGGCACAAUGCAAGGUGGAGACUCUGAUGACGAUAUGGAAGCAGCACCAGCUCUCUUAGGUAAAUGCAAGACUCCCAGCUCCAGGAAGCAGGAAGACUCGGAGGACAGUGAAAUUGACAUGGAAGAUGAUGAAGAAGAUGACGAUGAUUUGGAAGACGAGAGCAUUGCUCUCUCACCAGCAAAGCCCAAUCGAAGGGUUCGGAAACCUGAGCCCCUGGAUGAGAGUGACAAUGACUUCUGACCCUCUUGCCAAGGGACCCAGGCAGAUUAAAAGCCUCAGAUUUGUAGGUAAAUGGGAAAUUAGAUGGCAAGGAAGUUAACCUGUAUUUUGUUCAUUACACCAGCUUGGCUCAUUGUUAAGAAGCAUUACUUCUUUCUGCUUUAUCAUCUUGUAUUUGCAUUCCACAAAGUCUAAUCAACAACUGAAGCAAACCCCAAAGAUGUUUUUCUUUUGCCUUCUUUAUUUCCUAAACCUUGGGAAAUGCAUGUGUUCUUAGUAGUUCAAACCCACAGGACAAAACCAGGCUGAUAGUGUGUAAGUCUUGGCUGCUGCUAUUAUUACACAUUCCUCUCAGAACCCAGCAGAUCUUGGGUUGGAACUUGGCACAAUACUUGUUUUAGGAGUUACAGGGGARCAUCUGGCUUGUUAAUCACUUGCAUAGUUUAGAACAUUUACUAUAUAUCAGCUUUUAAUUCUUGCCUUUAUUUAUUUUUUUCUUCUCAUAAUUUCUUACUCUAUCACUGAGCUACAUCUCCAGCCUUUUUAAUUUUUUUAUUUUUGAGCAAGUUCUUGCUAAGCUACUAAGGAUGCCCUUGGACUUGCAAGCCUCCUGCCUCAGCCUCCUGAGUCAGUGGAAUUAUAAGCAUGUGCCGCCACACCCAGCCUAGAUGUAUUUUAAUAACUAAAAUUCUCUGAAAUAGUAGCUAAGUUAGAUGAAAACCACGUAUCCUUGGAAGUCAGGCAACAGAGAGAUAUUCUAGAUUAUGAAUGUGUUAAGUUUCUCUCUGACAGCUGACAUUCCCCUGGGAGUCAGAUCCACCUCAGAUCAAAGUCCCCUCUGUUUCCCCAGUUAAAUUUGGGAACCACAGACCUGGGCUACCCCUUCAGAGAUUCCAAACUCCUGCCACAGUGGCGGUCGGGACUCCACUCUCCUUCCUUGGUCUUGUCUAAAGUUGGGCAAGACAUUUAUCCAUAAUAUAGGGACAAAGACAGUUUCUCUGAAUCUCCCAACCCACAUGUCUCUUUAGGAGAAGGAGUCAACUAAGGAAACAUUGCCAAUAUACAUUCAUGUUUCUCAUUUAAAAAAAAAUAACCCAGAAUCAAUGGGCAUGGUGGCACACACCUGUAAUCCCAGUG